Messenger RNA from Dentiscutata erythropus, 3741 nucleotides. The record is from the annotation of a GenBank genome assembly. Lineage: Eukaryota; Fungi; Glomeromycota; Glomeromycetes; Diversisporales; Gigasporaceae.
AGAGAAAAUAUCGAUAAAAAUGAAUCCUUAUUGUAUAUAAACGCUGAAUCAGAUAAUCAAUCUUCCAAUUCAAGCAAAAGCUUGUUAGAGGAAUCCGUAAGAGAGAAACUAAUAAAAGCACAAGAGAUUUUAGGCGAGACGGUUGUUGAGCCUAUUAGAAAAGCCUUUGAAAAUUUACAUGAAACACCAAAGACCUUUGAAGGUUACCGGAAACUUGUUAAUUGUGAGAAUUCUUUGCUCGAGUCAUUAGAUGUUCUAAUUGAUGAAGAAUUAGUUAUUUUGGAUCAACUUAAUAAUGAAGAUAAUGGUCAGUCAAAUCAAUCAGAGAUUAAGCAAAAGAUGGAGAAAGUGCAUGAUCGUUUAAUAGUUUUAAAAGAUUUAAGAGAAUUUGCAAAUCAUCUCACUAGCCAAAUAGUUUAUUCAAAAAGAUUAAAUUUUAUAUACAAUACCUUAAAUUCACCUGAUAAGAAAGCCAUACUAUUCAACAAUAUCUUGUUUACAGAAGGGGGAAUCAACAAACGCUAUAGAGAACUUGCAUCUUUUUUCCAUCCUGAUAGAACGAAAUAUAUCAAUGCUCCAAAUGGACUUCAUGGCAACGAUCAAUAUCUCGGUGCAGAGCUCUUUAGAAUUAUUCUAGAAAUUAAAGAAGGCUUAUUGAACGAUUUGAAAAAAGCUUCAGAAAGCAAAGGUGUGCUUAAUUUCCAUGAAACGAAUGCAAAUGAGAAUUUUACUAUUGCGAAUGAUUAUCGUAACGCCUAUAGAAAUAAUGGAAAUAAAUUAAAGAUUUUAAAUAGAGAAGAUAUUAAUGAAAUUCCUAAUACAGAACUAAGACAUAUAAGCGUAUCAUAUGGAUUAUUAGCUUAUGGGGAAUAUCGAGCUGCUUGUAAAGUUGCAGAUACAACCGGUGAAUUAAAAAAGCAAAUAAAUUUACGAAAAAGUAUGGCAUUAUGUUUAUACAUUUCCGACCGUUUAUUAGAAGCGCAAUUAUACGCUUUAUCAGCGAUUAGGUUAAUUUAUCAACAUUCUCAGCAUGUCUCUCAGAAGGAAUUGGUCGAUGCCAAAAAAGUAUACGAUAAAGUUAGAGGGGAAACAUCUCAAUUAAAUACGGACAUUAAGUUGAAGGACGAUUUAAGUAAUUCACAGGCUUUGGUUAAAGUGGUGAAUGAAGGUAUGUCCUUUUUAGAGAAAUACGAUAUUCUAAAUUCAGUUGACAACGAUUUAAGAAAGAUAUCAGCCGAAUUAAUGUUCAAGCCAGAUCGUCGAAUUGUUAGUUAUCAAGCCUCUCAAGAAAAUAUUUUGCACUCCAAAAAACAAUCUGCCAAGUAUAAAAUAGCUGGUGCUGUAUCAUUAAUGGUGGCAGUGACGACAACUACAGCGUUAGUAGUUGCCGGAGUUGCAUCUUCUAUAUAUGCACCCAUAAUAAGCUUUUUAUGGCUAGCACCUCUAGUAUCGUUAUGGUACAGUUUAAGCCCGUGGAAACAAGGUACAAUGCUUUUAGAUGAACCAAAAAUCCGUGAAAAGCUCAAUGAAAUUAUAAAAAGUGCAUUAGAUGCUUAUGAUGAAGGAAAUUAUCAGCGAUUUUUCGACACGCUUUGUAAGGAAUACAAAAAAGGCACCAGUCUCAUAAAAAAAAAAUCAAAAGAAUCUAGGAUAAUUAUUCCUGAAGACAUGGUAGAUUCCCUCUUGGGCCAUGGUUUUAGAUCAGAUGGAAUCGCUUAUUUGUUAAAUCUGAUAGGUGAGGUGCUAAGCAGCAACAAAAUAAAAACCAUAGAUAACGGUAUAACAUCAGAUGAAUUAAGAGUUACGGGAAUAGAUGCUUUUAGGAGGGUAUUAAACAACGAAAAGCUUGUGGAAGAAGCUAAAGCAUUGGAUGGCCGUAUUUAUGCAUUAAUAGAAGAUAAUUUGAAAAGCAUGGCUAAGAGUAUCUUUUAUAAUAUCAUAGAUUUUUUGCGUCUUAAACCAUAUAGUGAAUUAGCAAAAGAAUAUAAAGACGAUGCUCGAAAAAUGUCUUUUCGGUCAAGAUUGGAGGAAAUGCGUAAUAUCGCGAGACUUAACCUCAUAAUUUUUGAUAUAAUCAGUAAUGACAAGGAAGCAGCUAUGAGAAUUAGCAAUACAAUUAAGGAAAUUAGAAAAUCAAUAAGCGAUAAUUAUCAAUUCUCUAGUACAACCGAAUCACGCCUCGAAGCCUUGGAAGAUUUUUUGUGGGUGUUGAGGGGUGAUGUGCCUAAAUCUUCCUUAAUUUACUCUAUAGAACCAGCUAAAAAACAAUCCAAUGAAGAAUAUGACGGGAAAUAUGAUAAAAAAUAUAUGGAAUAUCUGAAAGACAAACUACAAAGGGUAUCAGACAAUAAUGAAAGAGUAUUCCUUCAUAAUAAACUAGCUGAUCACUUUGUGAAGUUGAUUGAAGAAGACAAAGUCAACUUAUUAAGCAGUUUACGUUAUUGGCAUAAUGCUAAAGAACACUAUGGGAAAGUACUUGAAAUGAACCCCAGUAACCUAUCUGUGACUCUUAAUUUUGCAAAAUGCUUACUAAAUUUAUCACAGUAUAAUCGUCUUAUAAAGCUUCUUGAUACAAAUCCAAAUUUAACAUCAUCUGCUGAAUAUUGGAGACUAUGCAGUAUCGCUUCUUAUAAAGAAACAAAUUACGACGAGGCUAUGGAAUUUAUUAUUGAGGCAUUGAAAUUAGAUCCUCAAAACAUCGCCGUUAUGAAACAGAAGAGGCUCCUUGAUAGAAUAAAGGAGUAUACUGUUGAAAAUCGUGUUAAUCGUCACAAUAAAAAAAUAUAUGAUGUAGAUGAUUCACUUAAGAUUUUACAUAGAUAUAAUGAAGAUAAUUCUGUUUAUAGAAUUCUCUCGAUUGAUGGAGGAGGUGUGCGUAGUAUAUUACCUGCUUUAUGGCUCAGUGAACUAGAAUAUCGUACCCAUAAACCCAUUUCUCAACUAUUUAAUAUGGUAGCUGGAACUUCUACAGGUGGAUUUAUUGGUGCUGGGCUUUCAAUGCCGUGUAGGGAGUUAUCAAGUUUAAAGCCACUUUUUUCAGCUACUGAUCUGUUGGAGUUUUAUCAGAACCAAGCGAAAUCUAUAUUCACCACCAGUUCUUCGUGGAAUUUCUUUACAGCAACGAAAUAUACAGAUGAGGGACGUUCUUCUAUAUUUGGCAAAUAUUUUGAAAAAAUCCAGCUUAAUCAAGCGCUCACCAAUUUGGUUAUUCCUGCAGUAAAAGUAAACAAAGAUAACAUGCAGUCGCAUUUGUUCACAUGUAAUAGCUCAGAUGAUACACUUUAUGAUAUUUUAAUGGCCACAACUGCUGCACCUACUUUCUUUCCAUCCUACGAAAUAAAAAAUAGGGGCAUUUUUGUAGAUGGAGGUGUAAAAUUUAACAAUCCCGCAUUGAAAGCAUAUAAUGAAGUUUUUGAAAAUGGCGAUACUAGAAAAAUUACAGUGCUUUCUUUGGGUACUGGUAGUUAUAUACCAGAUCCUUUGCGUCCAGAUUUUUAUCGUAGCCAACUUUUUUGGAAAAAAGAUUUAUAUUACGAUGAAUGCUACGUUGAUAAUUUAAUGUACUCUAUGUUAGGAAAUUGUUAUCAACGAUGGCAGGUUUUGUUAGGCAAACCAGUAGCAUUAGAUGAUUUCAAUAGUAUUUCUUAUCUUUUAGAACUAGGGCAUCAAUACAUAGAAGAACUCGAUUCGUCAGAUGAAAAUUCUUUAAACGUAUUAGUAGAGUCUUUUGAAAGUGGCUAA